Messenger RNA from Dromiciops gliroides (monito del monte), 1391 nucleotides. It is a transcript of the gene THRSP, whose product is annotated as thyroid hormone responsive. Lineage: Eukaryota; Metazoa; Chordata; Mammalia; Microbiotheria; Microbiotheriidae. Gene Ontology annotation, biological process: regulation of lipid biosynthetic process. The record is from RefSeq and is a predicted model, not a curated record. The transcript is spliced from 2 exons. The coding region runs from base 86 to 538 and encodes 150 amino acids. Gene Ontology annotation, cellular component: cytosol.
AACCUUGGGGAACAGUCUAUAAAUAGCCAGGCUGUUUGCAAAUCGGCAGACAUCUCCCUGAGCAGUCACAUCGGAAGAACCAACCAUGCAGGCCCUGAACAAGACCUACCCCAAAAACUGCCUGCUCACCGUUAUGGACAGGUAUUCAGCCACCGUGCGGAACAUGGAGCAGGUGGUCAUGAUCCCCAGCCUUCUGAGGGAUGUGGCCCUGGAAGACUCAGGCUGUGAGGCUCCCACAGAAGAGGCAGGGAGCCACGACCUCUACAGCUACUAUUCCAUGCUCAAGUCCAUCCGGGUGGAUGUGGACAACGGACUGCUGCCCAAAGACAAGUGGAAGUCCAAGAUUACCAACUCAGACGAAGAGGACGAGGAGGACGAUGAAGAGGAAGAAGAAGAAGAGAAGAGAGAGGAAGAGCUGGACCUCGAGGCUCAGUUCCAUCUUCAUUUCUCCAGUCUCCAUCACAUCCUCACCCAUUUGACCCUGAAGGCCAAUGAAGUGACAAAGAAAUACCUAGAAAUAACCGGGCUGACGAUGUAGACCCCGGCGUCCUGCUCUCUGUUAGAAUGCUCCACAACUUGUUUGGCUGAAGACAGAAGCCCCAUGCAUGAACAAUGAAAGGCUCAUGGGCACUUAACAUUUUGUGCCAGGACAUUUGCUGGGGGCUGCAGAUGGGAGAGAAGACAACUUGGUCAAGUGACCUGCUUCUCUGGAUAUCCAUCUGGGAUGUUCCCCACUGACAUCUGCCAGGAACCAGGAGAUCCUUGCCAGCAUCUUUGAAAACCCGCUUCAAUCCUCCCUCCCCUGGGUCGUUAGUUGGGGUUGGUGGGUGGUUUGCAGGGGACAGGAAGAGACCAUCUUAUCUUUAUUUUGUCUGAAGCUGCUUUUUCUCCCAUCCCACUUGUCUUCUCCAGCUUUUGCCUCUCUUCUACUUCCUGAUGGUGGCCACUAAGAUUCCCCUAAAGAGUCAGGAGGGCCCACCGGCUCCCCCUCCCAGAACCACUGAUCUUCUGUAUUAUAGGGGUUAUGAACCACACCUUCUUACCUUUGUGUCUGAAACCCUUCAGCAGUUCACUGUGUCUGGGUUGAUUUGGGGGAAUGUUAUACUUUUCUUGGCUUGAAUCCUCAUUCAGAAAUAUAGGGACAUGUUAUCUCCUAGACAAAAUUUAUUUCCCUCCUCUCAGGAGGUGGACUACAGAUAUGGAAUGCCAUAUAGAGUGACCUAUGGUUGAUAUAUGUUUGUUUUGCUUAACUGUUUUCUUUGGGGGGGGGGGUGAAAGGGGGAGGAAAUGUUACAAGCCAGAGUUCUGUUAUGUUUAAUUACUUGAAAGUGACAGGGAUGUAAAAAAAACCCCAAAAGUUUAAAAAAUAAAACCUUUUUAAAAAGCAAAAA